CGAUGUCUUGCCCAGGUAUUUAUUUGCGUGAUGGACCGAGAGUAUUGAACCGCGGGUCUUUUGGGCCCUCCGCGUCACUCUCGCGUCAUCUUUAUGGCACUGAUAAAAAGAUUGAAGAAACUUGGACUUCUACGUUUAGUAAGCACUUGGAAAUAUGGCCAGAUUAUUAUUAGGAAAUUAAUGGCACUAGCUUUGUUGCCUCCACACGACGCCCUACAAGCAUACAACUGGAUAGUAACAAAUAUUUCUGACGAUAUUUAUAUUUUAUUGCACGAAUUUAUUUUGUAUUUUUACUAUCAAUGGAUUGUUAAGACUCCACCAACAUUAUGAAGUGUCCACGACCAUGAACAAAGUACGAAUAAUUUUUCAGACAGUUACCAUAAAAAAGCGAAUUUUCGUUCACCUGAUUAUAUGGGACUUUACCGGUAAUAUUAUAAGUAAAAGUGGUGAACAUAAUCAUUUACCGGAUCGUGCUCAUAUUGAUAGCAGAAUAGUUAUUCAUAAAAUGAAGAAAAAAGCACAAAAAUCAAAGGAGCCAACAGGUGUUGUGAUAGCAUCGGAAUUAAAGAAUGUUUCAAAAGUAGUUGCUGCUGAACUUCCUAAUCGGUCUGCAAUGGCACGAAUGUUACAACGUCAACAUAAGCUUCAUGAUAAUUUCCUAGAAAAUCCAUCAUCGUUUGACGAUAUUAAAAUUUCAGCUGAAUAUCAACAAACAUAUGCUGGAAACCAAUUUUUAUACGAAUCUGAAGCUACAAAAAAUAAUCAUUUUUUUAUGUUUACAACAGCAGCUAAUUUAAGUGCUCUUGCUCGGUCAGAUGUAUGGUUUGCUGAUGGUACUUUUUAUACUGUACCAUCAAUAUUCUAUCAGAUUUAUACAAUCCAUGGGCUUAUUAAUGGUGAUGUUGUACCGUUAGUGUACGUGCUUACUACUAAAAAAACGACGAAAACUUACGUUGCAAUAUUCGAGGAAUUAAAACGUUUACGCCCUGAUAUAAAGCCAAUAAUUAUUAAUGCUGAUUUCGAAAUGGCUUUUCAUAAAGCUGUUAAAGGUGUUUAUCCUGAUGCUAUUGUGAAGGGUUGCCUUUUCCAUUUUUGUAAUGCAGUAUGGAAAAAAAUACAAUCAUUAGGGUUGCAAUCUAAAUAUUCUGAUGAUUCUAAAUAUGCCCCUGAAUUAAAAAAAUUAAUGGCGUUGGCCUUUGUGCCUGAAGAAGACGUUGUGAAGGCAUAUGAAAAAUUAAUAGCCAGUAAAUUUUUCGUUGAACAUACGGAUGAGCUUGAAUCGUUAUUGAACUAUUUCGAAAAAACGUGGGUUGGUGAAUUAAAUCGACGUGGUGAAAGACGAUCAGGAAGGUAUAAUGUUAAGAUCUGGAAUCAUUAUUUAUCUGUAAAAAUGAGCUUACCACGAACAAACAAUAGUGUUGAAGGUUGGCAUAAUGGAUUUAAUAAGCGUGCGCAGGCUUCACAUCUUAUAUUUUGGCGUUUUAUUGAAUUAUUUCGGUCCGAGCAAGCAAUAACAGAUAUCAAAUUGGAGCAAUUUGUUGCGGGUGGAGGUGGUCAAAAUCCAACAAGAAAAAAAUAUCCCGAUAAAAAUGAACGAAUUUUAAAAGUUAUUAAUGAAUAUUCCAAUCGUCAUUUAUUAACGUAUUUACGUGGUAUUGCAUACAAUGUGAUUAAUUAA
Molecule: messenger RNA, 1678 nt
Organism: Microplitis mediator
Lineage: Eukaryota; Metazoa; Arthropoda; Insecta; Hymenoptera; Braconidae
Exons: 3
Coding region: 344-1678 (444 amino acids)
Source: RefSeq, a predicted model, not a curated record